Messenger RNA from Chelonus insularis, 982 nucleotides. Its product is annotated as probable RNA-binding protein 18. Bases 343 to 948 code for a protein of 201 amino acids. Gene Ontology annotation, molecular function: RNA binding. The transcript has 4 exons. NCBI's taxonomy places the organism in Eukaryota, Metazoa, Arthropoda, Insecta, Hymenoptera, Braconidae. The record is from RefSeq and is a predicted model, not a curated record.
CGGAUAUCCUAUAAUAAUUAAUCAUAGCUAUAUCUGAUCAAUAUCAUAUUAGCCACAGAUCAAAUUAAUAAAUAAAGUUAUUUUUAUUUUACAAUCAACAUUUUAAACUUUUCGAACUUUACAAUGAUGGCGGGAAAUGUUAAGAAGCACUGGCGACAUCUAUAAAUUAUUUUUAUGAUUAUUGUUAUUGUUACUCCAAAAUAGAAUUUAUUUUAGAAAUUCAUGGAUUUUAAGUAUUUAAACCUAUAAAUAAUUAACUCCACUUGAAAAUUCAAUGACAACUAUUAUCGAUUUUGGAUUACAUGUAAUUGAAGUAGUGUGACAAACAAAAUUUCAACGAUUAUGGCAGAUAAUCCAAAGAUUCCUUUACCUCUCGAUACUAUUAAACCUAUCAAUUUAGAUGAUAAAAGGUUAUGGGUAGGAAAUUUAGAUCUCAGAGUUAAUGAGUACCAACUCCUCAAAAUCGUUCAAAAAUAUGGAAAAAUUGAAAAGUUUGAUCUCCUAUUCCAUCGAUCUGGACCACAAGCUGGUCAACCAAGAGGGUAUGCCUUCGUAACAUAUGCAAUGUUAGAAGAUGCUGAAAAGGCAAAAAAAGCUCUUCAUAAUGCCAGGAUAGGGUCUAAAAAUAUCGUCGUUCGAUGGGCCCAUACUGUAUCAGAGACUGAAAUGGAAAAGACAAAACCAAAAAUUGAUAUACCAGCUUUAGCUGGUGCUAAAAAAGAAGAUAAUAAAAUAAGUCGGGAAACAGCAAUACAAGCGAUAGAAGCGAAAUUAAAAUUAAUGAGAGAAUGUGAAGACGAAUUUGAAUUAAAUAAGCCUUUAAAUGGAGUUCCAGUAAUUCAACAAUAUCAAAAACCUGAAGUUCAGAAACCAUCGUCUUCCACUAAACAUCAUCUCUACAGACAUCAUCAAAGCCGCCCAUAUUCCAGAUCUAAACCAAGAAGAUAGUUUUCAGUAUUAUACUACGAUAUUUUACUCAAAC